Necator americanus (New World hookworm) is the source of this 399-nucleotide messenger RNA. RefSeq lists its product as uncharacterized. Gene Ontology annotation, molecular function: nucleic acid binding. Lineage: Eukaryota; Metazoa; Nematoda; Chromadorea; Rhabditida; Ancylostomatidae. Bases 1 to 399 code for a protein of 132 amino acids. The transcript has a single exon. The record is from RefSeq and is a predicted model, not a curated record.
AUGCUGAGCGUCUGGUGGGGAGUUCAUGGAAUCUACCGUUUCGAACUGCUGCCAGACAACACGACAGUUACUGCAGAGGUCUACUGCGCUCAACUGCAAAGACUGGCCGACAAGAUCCGCAAGGAGCACCCGAAGCUCGACAACGUUCGCCUGCUGCACGAUAACGCGCGCCCUCACAUCGCGAAAAAGCCUUCUCAGAAAAUUCUGGAGAUGAUGGGAUGGGGAGGAGGAGGAUGGGAAGUUCUACCGCACCAACCGUACAGCCCGGACCUGGCACCGAGCGACUACCACCUCUUCCGAUCGCUUCAGCAUCACCUGGAAGAUAAGCGCUACGAUGAUCGUGACCACUUCGAAAAUGUCCUUAGGGCUUUCUUCGCCUCCAAGUCGCCGAAGUUCUAG